Messenger RNA from Saccharomyces cerevisiae S288C, 318 nucleotides. RefSeq lists its product as uncharacterized. The transcript has a single exon. Bases 1 to 318 code for a protein of 105 amino acids. The record is from RefSeq and is marked reviewed. NCBI's taxonomy places the organism in Eukaryota, Fungi, Ascomycota, Saccharomycetes, Saccharomycetales, Saccharomycetaceae.
AUGAUGGACUUGGGCGACAAAAUAAAUCCUAACCUCUCGUUCUUAGGAAUCAACUGCGUCAGCUUCAACCAAUCACCCGACAUUCUUGAGUCUCUACAUCAAGCACUGCCAAAUAUGGCCUUGCUUGCUUAUCCAAACAGUGGUGAAGUUUAUGAUACUGAAAAGAAGAUAUGGUUGCCAAAUAGCGAUAAGCUGAACAGUUGGGAUACGGUUGUUAAACAGUACAUUAGCAGCGGUGCCCGUAUCAUUGGUGGUUGUUGCAGAACAAGUCCAAAAGACAUCCAAGAGAUUUCUGCAGCCGUCAAGAAAUACACGUAA